AUGGUGCUAAUGAUUAUAAUGUUUCCGCUUCUUCUUCUUCUUCUCUUCUUGGCCGUAGAAUCAAAGUCCAUGGGAAGCUACGGUUUAGCUCUAGCAUCUUACUACGUAGAGAACGAACUAUCUCUCUCUAUCAUCAACCUAUACCUCAGUUCUUACGAUCAAUUCAACUACGAACCAAUCCUCAGGUACAACCGUAACAUACAGAACAACAACAAAAACAAAGAUUUGAUCAUCCCUAUAGGUUCAAGGGUUCGUGUACCUUUCCCUUGCGAAUGUCAACCUGGAGACUUCCUUCGCCACAACUUCACAUACCGUUUCCAACAGAUAAAUACUUACGAAAGAGUUGCCAUAAGGAGAUACGCGAAUCUCACCACGGAAGGUUCCUUGCAAGGGAGGAAUCCUUUUCCGGCUAACAACAUCCCUCCUUCUGCGACGCUUAAUGUGCUUGUGAAUUGUUCUUGUGGUGAUGAGAGUGUUUCCAAGGAUUAUGGUUUGUUUGUUACGUAUCCUCUUCGUCCUGAGGAUAGUCUCGAUAUGAUUGCUAACUCUUCUGGUGUACCGGGGGAUGUUAUAAGUAGGUAUAACCCUGGCGUUGAUUUCAGCUCCAGGAAUCGGAUCGUCUUUGUCCCUGGGAGAGAUCCUAGUGGUGCAUUUCCACAUUUUCAAUCAAGUAAAAAAGGUGGUAUUGGUGUUGGAGUUAUCGCUGGUAUAUGUGUAGGAGUGGUUGUGGCUCUUAUGUUAAUCUCGCUUUUCAUAUAUUAUGCUUACCGGACGAGCAAGUCCAAGGGUGAUUACCGUGAUUGCGGACGCUGCAACGUCCGGGUCGGGGUCUUUCAAGUGUUUUCUGGCAUUUCUGCCAUAAACGUAGAUAACUCUGUUGAUUUUUCGAUGGAGGAGCUCGCAAAGGCUACUGAUAAUUUCAGUCUGUCUUUUAAGAUCGGGCAAGGUAGUUUUGGAGCUGUUUACUAUGCAGAGCUUAGAGGAGAAAAAGCUGCGAUCAAGAAGAUGGACAUGGAGGCAUCGAAGCAGUUCUUGGCGGAACUAAAAGUCUUAACACAUGUACAUCAUGUCAACCUGGUUCGCCUGAUUGGAUAUUGUGUUGAGGGGUCUCUGUUCUUGGUCUAUGAAUAUGUUGAGAAUGGCGACCUUGGACAACAUUUACAUGGCUCAAGGUUAGAACCGUUACCGUGGACUAAAAGAGUGCAGAUUGCGCUAGACUCAGCUAGAGGCUUAGAAUACAUACACGAGCACACGGUUCCAGUCUAUGUUCAUAGGGACAUUAAAUCUGCCAAUAUUUUGAUAGACCAGAACUUCCGAGCAAAGGUCGCUGAUUUCGGUUUAACAAAGCUGAUAGAAAUUGGAGGCGCAGCAACUCGUGGUGCAAUGGGUACAUUUGGUUACAUGGCACCAGAGACAAUCUACGCACAAGUGUCUGCAAAAGUGGAUGUAUAUGCAUUUGGAGUUGUCCUAUUCAAAUUGAUUUCUGCGAAAGGCGCGGUUGUCAAAAUGAAUGAAUCCGUUGGUGAAUUUAAAAGCCUCGUUGGUGUGUUCGAUGAAGUAGUAUUCAAUAAGGAGACUGACAAAGAAGAAGCACUACGCAAGAUUAUAGACCCGAGGCUCGGAGAUCAGUACCCGUUUGAUUCGGUAUAUAAGAUGGCGGAAUUAGGGAAAGCUUGUAGUACGCAACAAAAUGCGCAACGACGUCCGACUAUGAGAUACAUUGUGGUUGCUUCAUCAACUCUUUUAUCGUCUACCGGAAAUUGGGACCAUGUUGCAAACUUCCAAAACGACGACCUCCUCGGUCAGAUGUCCGGCCGGUAG
Messenger RNA from Camelina sativa (false flax), 1821 nucleotides. The record is from RefSeq and is a predicted model, not a curated record. NCBI's taxonomy places the organism in Eukaryota, Viridiplantae, Streptophyta, Magnoliopsida, Brassicales, Brassicaceae.